CAACUCCAGCGGCGCCUGGAGAACAUGGAGAACCUGCUGAAGAACAGGAAUUUCUGGAUCCUCCGGCUGCCCCCCGGGGGCGAGGUCCCCGAGGCCCCAGCGUUGGAAAGCAACGCCGCUUACUUUUCUGUGCAAGAGUGGGAGAAUCUGGAGGAAUGGCAGAGGGAGCUGUACAAAAACAUGCUGAGAGGGAAGAACGAAUCUCUGAUCUCUCUGGAUUACGCAAUCUCCAAACCUGACCUCCUGUCCCGGCUUCAGAGAGGAGAAGCGCCCUGCAAUGGGGAUGAGGCGGCCGCGAGAGAGAUCCCAGCAGAACCAAGUGCAGCAGACUACGGCAUUCCAGAGCCGAGCUUUGUGGGUGUUGUGAAGCAAGAGGAAGAACUGUGUGCGGAGGAGCAGGGAGCCGCAGAGUUUACCGAGCUCAGUGUGGUUCCAGCAGAUGAGGUGAUAACAUUCAAAAUAGAGCAGCUGGACUCUGAGGAGUGCCCCCAAAGCUCAGACCCUGCCGCGACUUUAACCAGGGAGUCAGAGGAGCUGGUUUUCCAGGGUCCCAGCGAGGCGCUGCCCUUUGAUAGUCAGUACAGCUCUUCUGUGCAGCAGGGAAACCAGAGCGUGAGCAGGCUGGUGCCAUCCACUCUGGGGGAAGAGAGUCUCAGCGAAAGCAACGCUGUCACAUUCUAUGGGCAGAACUGUCCCAACAAGAGACCUCACUCGUGUACUGCGUGCGGGAAGGGCUUCUGUCUGAAGAAGAUGCUGAUGACUCACCAGGAGGGCCACGGCACACAGUGCAGCAGCGAGCAUGCUGGAGAAGAGGAGGGCUUCCUCCAUCAGCAACACCAGCAGGCCCACGUGGAAGACGGGACCCGCGUGGCCACGGAGAGCUUCAAGCAGAACCAGAAUGCGAAAGCCCACACCAGCAUCCCAGCCACGGACAAGGCGUACGGCAAUCCGAGGUGCGUGAAAAGCGUCAACACCAACGGCAGCUGCAAGCCAAGUCAGAGGAGCCACCCACGGGGGCGGCCUUACAGGUGCGACAAGUGUCAGGAGUGCUUCUCCCAAAAGAAAACCCUCAUCAUCCACCGGCGUAUGCACUCAGGUCGGAGCGGAGGGGUCCUUUGGUGCUCAUACUGUGGGAAGACCUUCAGCCACCCCUCCAAUCUGAUCCGUCAUCAGAGGAUCCACACAGGGGAGAGGCCAUACCAAUGCAACGAGUGCCCAAAGCGCUUCACGCAGAAGCAGCACCUCCUCCAGCACGAGAAGAUCCACCUGCGUGAAAGGAACUGGCGCUGCAGUAACUGUGGGGAAUUUGUUCCAUUUUCUAUCACCUCUGAGUGCACCCAAAGGAAGUGGCAUCGCCCAAACCCCUUCUCAUACCUCUAG
This is a messenger RNA of Pelecanus crispus (Dalmatian pelican), 1380 nucleotides long. NCBI's taxonomy places the organism in Eukaryota, Metazoa, Chordata, Aves, Pelecaniformes, Pelecanidae. The record is from RefSeq and is a predicted model, not a curated record.